UUUUCAUUGUGGAAAUACUUCAAUCUGAUCUGUACAAGGAGAAAAGUUAUACCUCCUUGGGUAAUUCCUGAAUACUGCAAUUCCUGGAUGUUCACAAUGAAACUCUUUCACUGUCUCUGGCUUUUUAUCCUGUGGCUGAACGUGGAUGAAUCUUUACAGCAGAAUGAAAUUACAUGUGAUCGAAAAGACCCACAUGUGUAUUACUGGGAUGUCUAUUCGGGACAAAAUAUAACAUUGGAUGAGACUGUAAGUUAUUGGUGUAAACCAGGCUACAAUAGCACAGAUGGUGCCACCUGGGCCACAUGCACCAGAGAUGGCUGGAGACCAAAUCCACUCUGUCAAGAAAUUACGUGCAACAGGCGUGAUGUCCAAAAUGCAGAUAUUUUGAACAAUAAGCUGAAAUACAGUUACCAUGAGCGGGCUAAUUAUCUCUGCAAGGAUGGUUAUGAAGGACGUUUUUAUCUAACCUGUGGGGAAACUGGUUGGAACGGAAAUCCACAAUGUAGAGAGGUAACAUGCAACAGAAAAUAUUUCACAAAUUCAGACAUUGAUGGAAACUCUCAGUCAUUAUACAGGUACAAUGACCGGGUCGAGUAUGUCUGCAAAUAUGGUUAUGAGGGACGUUUUUCUCUAACCUGCGGACAAAAAGGUUGGAUUGGGUCUCCACAAUGUACAGAGAGACCAUGUAAAAAACUCAACAUCAGUAAUGCAUAUAUUACACGCAAUGAGAAGAUAAGUUACAACCACCAUGAACGAGUCCAAUUUGCAUGCAGGAACAACAGUAAGAGACGUUUUACUGUUGUCUGUAGCCAAGGUAAUUGGACUGGGAUUCAGAGCUGUACAGCAUGUCCAAAACCCAAAGUUCCACAUGGAUUUAUAGUUGGUCCAUACAAUGAGACACUGUACUACACCUGUGAGGAAGGUUAUAAGCUUGUGACUAAAGGCUGGUGGGGUGAAGCGACAUGUAAUGAUGGCCUGUGGUCGGGACUUGAACAAUGCAUUGAGAAAAGCAAGUGUGGACAACUUCCUGUAAUUCCUAAUAGGGAAGUGACAUCUCAGCGUAACAAAUAUGGGCCAGGUGAAAGUGUCCCGAUUAUUUGUAAGGAAGGAUACAUCGCUCAGAUUAAUCACGUAACGUGUCUUGAAGGAAAAUGGCAUUCAGAUGGAACAUCACUCAAAACAAUCUGUGCACCUAUUGCCAGUCACUGUGCUCCCCCGCCUAAAGUUGAAAAUGCUGUUGCUGUGACUUCGUACCAGAGGGAAUACUUGUCUGGCUCUGAAGUAACUUAUCAAUGCCGUGAUCAUUAUACAAUGGAAGGAGACGCCACAAUUACAUGCAACAGUGGGCAAUGGGAGAAGAAGAACAUUACAUGCACACCUCCUACUCUGCAACAGUGAUGCAGAUUUUCCUCGAGGUCCAAAGAAGUCUCAGUGAAAAUACCAGAAUUUCAUACGGGUCGUAUAAACGACAUAUUCUGUUUGGAUAUUUUGAAUUUGGCCUUGUUUCGAAUUAAGCAUUUUCUGAUAAAUACGCUGGAUACGGCGAUAUUAUUAGUGUUUUAUGACCAUUCUUUGCACAUGUAUACAGCAGAUUUGGAUGGACGCAUUAUGAAAUACUUGUAUAUCAACAGUUUUUUUUAGAAUCAUUAAGGUUUAAGUAAACGGUGUAGUCAAAGAAACUAAUCAAAUUGAUUAUGACUGAUUGAUUGUUACCCUGAAUGAUUUUUACAAUGGCCUCGUACUGCAGUGUCAACACUAUUGUCACAUGCCACAUUUACUGUGGUCAUUAAAACUGGACAGAAAGGUUGAUAUCAUCAGCAGAUACUCACAAUCGAGGUUUUCAUAAACCAGUCUGGUGCUACAUUCAAGCAAAACAGCUUAUGUUUGCCUUAAUGUGAUGUUUUUAUUGAAACUUCCCUGGACCAACCUUUCAGGUCAAAUUUAAUUUCAUAUAUCACAAAUGUUUGAUCAAAUUAAGUUUAAUUCCUCCAGGAUUAACAUAUGGCAAGUCACUAGAGAGGAGCUCCCUUGCUGCAUUUUACAUAAUAGGAUACCUAAAAUAUAAACUAUGAAGGGUCUAUAAAUUGAUUGUGUGUGUACUUAUAUAUGUCAGCUGCUGUGUGGACUGAAUGUCCUGCUCCACCUCUGUACAACAGACACAGAGAGAGAGAGAGAGGAGCGCCUCUCGUGGAUCAGUACUGGUCACUCUCCUUUAUAGAAAGUAGCCAUGGUCUGUCCAGAAUGUCACUAGUUGUGUUGUGAGGUGCUUUUUGAAAAAAAAAAGUCAAUAAAUGUGUAUGUAAGCUCCUGUU
This is a messenger RNA of Seriola aureovittata, 2312 nucleotides long. Its product is annotated as complement factor H-related protein 2-like. The transcript has 9 exons. The record is from RefSeq and is a predicted model, not a curated record. NCBI's taxonomy places the organism in Eukaryota, Metazoa, Chordata, Actinopteri, Carangiformes, Carangidae. Bases 88 to 1398 code for a protein of 436 amino acids.